Molecule: messenger RNA, 9753 nt
Organism: Thecamonas trahens ATCC 50062
Lineage: Eukaryota; Apusomonadida; Apusomonadidae
Product: dual specificity protein phosphatase 19
Exons: 5
Coding region: 1-9753 (3250 amino acids)
Biological process (GO): protein dephosphorylation
Molecular function (GO): protein tyrosine/serine/threonine phosphatase activity; actin filament binding
Source: RefSeq, a predicted model, not a curated record
AUGCCAGGAGCCCCGCCGCCGUUCGCGCGCCAGGCUUGGGCCACCGAGACGUCAGAGUUGGGCGACUCGCUGGGCGACACGCUGGGCGACACGCUGGACGACACGUUGGACGACACGUUAGGUGACGUGCAUGAGGGUUCACCGGAGUAUUCCCAACCAGCUAUAGGAGAAAGCUCACAGAGCCUGGACUCUGGCUCAGAGUCGGACUUGGGCGGCUUACCGCUCGCCGACCUCGCACCGCUACCGCCCAUUCUGCCGCCGCUGCCGCCCUCGCUGGGCUCAGAGGCAAACACGACAGAACAGGCUGGUGGCGAUGAAGGUACACUCGUUGACUCGACUCAUGUCUCGUCGUUUGGCCAUCUGCCCUCGUGGGGUUCGCGGGUCUCGCUCAGGUUUGCCACCCGCGCCCGCGAUGACGACGACGAGCUGCGCCCGCGCGGACCGCCGUACUUUGUCCACCCGAGCAAAGUCUUCUGGCUCCUUGUGGCCUAUCUUCAGCUGUUUGUUCUCUCCACCUCGGUCUCGUCGCCGCUCACCUCGGGUGUCCGCGGCAUCGGCGCAGCUCUCGGCUCGGUCGUCCUGCUCCUCGCUCCAUGGCCGUUUUCCGACUCACCCACGGUGAUGGGCGGCGAGCCGACAGGUUGGUCGGUCUUGCUCUCAACAGCACCGCUUGACGUUGACUUGGCUAGCGCGCCGCUGGCUGGGCUUGUCACCGGCGUCUUGGUCUGCGGGCUAGCUGCAGGCUGCGCUGGGGCGAUCUGGCUGGCAACCGGCCGCGGCUCGCUGGUCUCUGCUGGCGGGCACCAUUUGCGGGCGCUCGUUUGGUGGGUCUGCGUCGGGCUUGUCGGCCCUAGCGUUGCCGCUCUCGCCUCUGGCCGUGGCACUCUACUGGAGAUUGCGGCGGCGUGGGUCUGCCUCUGCUGGCUGGUAGCUGUCGUGCUUCUCCAGUCGGGCGUUGUGCUUGUCCUCCCGCAACGAUUCACCAACGGCUACCUGCUUGCACACUGCAAGACAUGGGCAACACUCCGGGUUGACCUCGACGUGCUCAACACCGAGUCGCUCUACUUUGCCAAGCUCUUCAUGUACAUCUGGCUCGCCUUUGAGGUGGCAUUCAUGGCAGUGCUUGUAGUCAAGCGGCCGUACCGGUCUACGCUCUUCCUGCACAUGAACCUAUGGAUCGGCGUUGCAACGGCGCUCCAGCUCUGCAUCGCCAUCCCGUUGGCGAACUCGUCGACUGCCGUCGGCGCCGAGCCGCCAAUCCGGCAUAUCCUUGUGGCCUGGCUCUCAGUGGCGAUUCUGGCGCUGACGUCAUCUUGCUUGCUAGGCUACAUGCUGUCGUCCAGCGUGGCACUUGCUUUGGAGCGCAAGACAGCCGUGCUUGCCAACGACGAACCGCUGUUCUGGGCUGCUGCCGGCUCGGGCGAGACCAAGAUUCUGCUACAGGCUGCCAAGUUGACAGCCGCUCGUGCCGCGGCUGCGUCUAAGGCUCGCAAGGCUGCUGGUGCCGAGGUAUUUUCUUUUGACAAACUGGAGGGCCUGGUCGGUGCCCACGAUGGGGUCCGUGACGGGCUCCGCGAGUUGGCAAUGGCUCUGCAGGUCAAUGACUCGGACGGCGUGAGUGCAGGGGCAGCCAAGGCGCUUGCCGAUGCCAAGGCUCUCGACGCGUCGCUGGCCCAAGCCGAGUCUGCGCUCCGCGAGCCGUUCUCAUCGCAGCUUGCAGAGCGGCGGGCGCAGCUGGCGCGGGCGGUUGAGAGUCUUCAGCACGCCCUGGCCGAGUAUCUGGCGGCACCUGAGUCGGAAGAGGCGCGCGCCAAGCUGGGCGACGCCUGCACGCUUGUGACGAGCAUGGUCAACGCGGCCAUGGAUGCAGCCUCGGCAGGGCUCUUCACCUCGUUGCUCGAGGAGGACCUGCCAGCGGCGACGCAGGAUGCCAACGUCCAGCUGCACAACGCAAUUAUUUCUGCGACGACGGCGACCGACGCCGGCGACAUGGCCAGUCUCGCCCGCAACGUGGCCGAGGUUGUGGAGGCAACGUCGACGCUGGUUGAGGCGGUGUCGUCAGCGCUCAACACCGGCGAGCUUGGCGCCGCCACACGGUCGCAGCUGGUAGCUGUCCGCUCCAAGCUCAUUGCCGCACGCGAUGCUGUCUCACAAGCGUUUAACGUCUAUGCCGCCAACCCCGAUUCGGAGAGAGACCGCGACGCCAUGCUCGCUGCGCUACAGGCCGCAGAGCGUGUGCGGGCGCUGGCGGUGAUGGAUCUCUCAGCGGCGGCACAGGCUGCACAGGCUGGAAACACCACCAUCGACCGCGGUGGGCUCAUCUUUGGCAGCCAGUCACAGGUUGGUCUGGCCGAGGCGGGCACGCCGCGGGCGUUGCCGGCGGCAGCGGGCUCGUCGGCCGCGCUGGCUCUGACGUCACCGCUUCUGGACGCGGCGUCGACGCUAGUGCUCCGAGCGCAUGAGCUGCUCUCGGCAAACGUCAACGAGUAUGCACCAACGCUGGAGCAGGGCAAGGCGCUACUGGGCGCGGCGCGGAUGUUUUUGGCUGCUAUGGCGCGCCUGGCCGGCGAGACGCCUGUAGACAAGCACCGGGCCGAGUUGGCCAGCCUGCAUCGCCAGCUUGAAGGCGUGCUCGACAAGUUUGGCAAGUGGCUGGUGGCAUAUGAAGCCGAUCCAGUCGACGCCACUGUCCGAGCUGAGCUCGUGCCGCGAGCGGCGGCGAUUAUCGCUUGCUCGUACUCGGCGCGGCAGUUGUGCCAGAGCGUGACGCUCGCCCUGCUUGGCCACGACGUCUCGGUGUGCGCUAUGGCGCUCGACACCGCCAUCCACAACGUGUCUGGCGCCCUUUCGGGCGCUGUGUCGAGCGCGUCCUCCGACGCCGCACCGGGAUCGUUGGCCUUUGGCACCCCUGCAGACGUGCUCGGGCUCAACGCGCUAUGUGUUGAUCUUGUGGCACAGGCCGAGGACUUUGACAGCCACGCGCAGGAGCUUGAGCGCGCGCUCCCCAACCCUGCACUGCUGCAGGUGGUGUACCAGGCGCGCGCGUCGUUCAUGUCGGCGUUUGUGGCGGUCGCUACUGGGCUUGACCAACUGCGACGCGAGGUCGGCGAGGGCUCGGCGUCGGCGGCGCCGAUUGUGACUGUGGUCUCGCCGCGCGACGGCUCUCCGGUUGCUUCGCUAACUCGAAACCUGUACGAGCUCCAACUCGCCCGCGACCGGCUUUUGCUCAGCCUCUCCGACGUCUACCGACCGGUCCUUGACACUGGCUUCUCGCUUGCCGACGCCGAGCUCACCGACUCGCUGACGUUGCUGCGGCAGGCGCUUGCGCCGAUGCUCCCGGUCUCGAUGUCUGGCGGUGGCAAGCCGAGCAGAGCUGCGGCCAGUCAGGGCGACCAGGGGCAGAGCGGCGAGUCGACAGAGUCGGCGGUAUCGCUAGCGCGGCCGACGUUUGUGGCGGUGGCACGGCUUCGUGGCGUGACCCGCAACCUGCAGUCGACAACCAACGACGAGGUCAUUGUGGGCCAGCUCGACGCCGGACGGCGCGAGCUCGAGUUCUCGACCGACACACUUGGUGGGGUUCUGGAGCGGACUCCUGCGCCGCCGCUCACUGGUGUCGACGCGUCGACCAUUCUGAGCGACCGCGAUCAGCGCGACGUGACGGCUGCCCUCGACGGGGUGGCUGCAGCGCGGGUGGCGCUCUUUGCCAUCGGUUUCAAGGUCGAGGCGUCGUAUCUGGCGGCCGAAGCCGAGGCGCGGGCCAAGUCGCUUCAGAGUGCACUCGCUGCUGCUACCGACGUCUCGCUCACGGAUGUGGAGGCGUUUGUGGUGGCCGAGCAGUCAGUGGAGGAGGCGAACGAGCUGUUCUCCGACGCACUGCAGAGCCUUGCCCAUCGGCGGACCGACUCGAGCAUGCGCGAGGUGCUGGCUGCGGCUGAGCUUGUUGACGACGGCGUUGCCGAGCUCCACGAGCUGAGAGUGAGAUACUGCAACGACCCGGUGCUUGGCGAGCACGAGCUGAGCGAGCCACUGCGACAGCUGCUGGUACGGAUCGAGGGCGAUGUCGAGCUGCUGCUGAGCAAGGUGGUGGCGUACAACGACGAGGCGCUGCGGCAGCUGGCGGAGCUGCUGGAGGCGACAUCGGGCCAAUCCGUCUCGCUCAACGCUUCGUUUGCGCGGGCCAACUUUGCAGAUGUGCGCAAGACGGUGGCACUUUCGCAGGACUUGUUGCGAACCAUCAAGGUGUUGGAGAGCAUGCUGCAGUCUGCGCUGUCGUCGCUCGCGCUCCCUGCGCUACGGGAUGUGCUGAACGGGCUUGCCAACGAGGUCGCCUUUACCAAGGCCUCGAUCAACCAAGGGGUGGCGGCGUACGAAGCCAACCCGACCGACUCGGGGGCACGGGCGACGCUGCGUGCGGCGCAGGCCUCGCUCUCGGGUAUCCGGCGGUCAGUGCUGGAGGUGACCGCUGUAGCCGCGGUUUUGGUUGACCUGACUCGUGAGACCGGGACGGCGUCCAAGCUGGCAUCGUCGUUGGACUCUGCGCCGCGGCGCAAGUUCUUCUCGGCAGUUGUUGGGGUGGGCAAGGUCUCUGUCGACCACAUCGAGAUCGCGGGCAUCAUGGGCUUUUCGUCAAAGCGGCUGGCGUUGGCGUCACCGACGCUGCGUGCGUCCUCGGGUGCGUCACCGCGUUCUGUGGUCAAGACGACCGCGUCAGCCAUUUCGCGGCUGCGAAGCACGGCCCGUGGCGUGGCCAAGUCGGACACGUACUCGGCUGAGGACCAGGACCUUGUCGAGGCGGCUAAAGCGCUGUCGUCGGCCAUGCGUGGGCUCACAGGUGCAUACAAGGCCUUCACUACUGCUGUGGAUGCCAAGUACAACGGGCCCACCACCGGACGGCCUGCGACGACCAGCCGCUCCGGCGAGACUGCUGCCGCCGGUUCGGGUGACGAGCAGGUGACAGAUGCGCUUACGAUGUCGACACAGAAGCUCAUUGAUGCCGGGCUGGCAAUGGUCGAGGCAAUGAGCGGCGUGACGGCGAUGCACGCCGGUGACUCGGCGGGCUCGGCCACGAUUGCGGCGCUGAUGGUGUCGCAGCAGCCAGUACUGGCGCCCAAGGCGGCCGAGACGCGGACGCUUCUGGAGCGGGUGGUGGUGCAUGUCCGCAAAUGUGCAGAGCUUGCGAAGCGGCUGCGGAAGAGCAACCAGGUCGAGUCGUUCAAGGCGUGGGCCGCAGUUGCCGGCAGGUACAACCUCAAGUUUUUCAGGGAGUACGGGAGCAAGUGUGCUAGCGGACUCCGUGAGGCUGCCAGCAACCUGGAGGGUGUACUGGCGUCGUCUGGCAAACCGCCGCUCAUCGGCGGAGUGGUGAAGCGGCUCCUGAACGCGCUGGGCGCACUGGGCGCGGCUGCUGUUGAUGCGCACUACUUUGUGGCGCAAGCCGGUGUGGUGGUCGACAUGGCGCAUCUGGGCGUUGUGGCAUCGUCGUCUCGGUACCUUGAGGGUGUGUCGCAAGCACGGUCGGCGCUGUUUGAGGGAGUGGCCACCGCGGCAAAGAAAACGGCGUCGACGGUGAUGCUUGCACCGUCGUCAACGGUGACGGCAGCCGAGGCCAAGUCGCUGGGUGCCGACGUUGCGCGAGCACGAUCGCAGCUGUCGCUGGCAAUGCGGACGCUGACAAGGAUCCUGACGUCGGCAAAUGAGCGGGCGAGUGUCGAGGCGCAUGCGUCGCGGGCAUCGGCGGGCCUGCGUGACCUUGCCAACGAGGCUGUCAAGCACGGCAACAACCUCCGCACGCUCCGAGCCCUACCGUUUGGCAACUUGCCGGCAUCAUUGGAAGCGGAUGCGUCGCCGCUGGCGGUGGGCCUUGCCGAGAAUGAGUCUGCCCUCGGUGAAGCAUCGCGGCGUGCGACAGCCGAGGUAACGCGGCUGCUGCAGGACCAGCGCGAGGUGGUGCAGCGUGCGGCGAACGAGGGCGUGCAUUCGAUUGACGGGCGAAGCGGCGCACUUGACGAGGGCCUCUCGCCGCGAACCGCGCUGGGUGCGGCAUUUGCCGAAAUGAGGUCUGCUGGCGGGUCAAACGACAUGUCGUCGCUGGCCGAGCUGCUGUACGAGGGUCUUGUGGAGGGCGAGAUGGAGCUGAGCGAGGCGUUGGAGCGGAUGAGCGACUUUGACAACAUGCAUGCGGUGGCACUUGCAGGCGUUGACGCGAUGGACGCCACAAGCUCGGUGCUCAACGUCAUGCGGCGGCUGGUGCUCUUUGCCUUUGAUCCGAUGGUGCUCGACGACCUCGGCGAUGCACAGAGCUCGCUCGACACUGCGUUUGCAGCGUUUUCGAGUUCGCUUGCAGCUGUUCGCGAGUCGCCAAACGACCGAUCACUCAUUCCAAAGCUUCGGCGGACGAUGAACGGGUUGGCCGACGCCAAGGACGUCGUGAUGAUGGUGGCGUCGCUGCCGGCCAACAUUGCCGACAUUGUGCGCGGAUCUGCUCUCGCGUCGGCGCUAGCGGGCGGGGCGCUCUUGACCGAGGCAAAGCGGUCGGUGUUUGUCACGCUUGCGGAGCUGGCCAAUGGCAUAUCGCAUCUGCUGCGGUCGCUGGACGCGCCGAACGAGCGGUUCACAAACCGGGCACGGCGGCUUCUUGCGCUCAACGACAACCUGCUGGUGCGGGUCCAAGCAGUGGACGCCGAGGAGCACGCGUUGCUCGAGGCACGGCGAAAGCGGCGCGAACACGCGCUACAGGUGGCGGCGGACGCCGGGUUUGACAAAGACUUGUCGGGCGUGACGGCCCACGCAAGCGCUGGCGAGUUGAUGAGCGAGUCAAUGGUGGAAAUGGCCGCGGCCGAGCUAGGGACCGACGAGGCGAGCGGUCAUCGGCUGCUUGCCCCGCUGAUUGUUUCGGUGUUUGAACACGCACGGGCUGUGGUGGUCGAGGCGCAGGCGGCGCAGGCGGCAUCGAGCGAUGCGGACGACGCGUUUGAUGUGCUCAACCAGCACGGGUACAACUUUACUCGUGCGAUUCGGACGAUGGCGUCAUUGACGACAGCCACAGGACCGACAGCUGGCUCGGAUGCUGAGUCGCGGACGAUGGCGCGAGCGCUGGCGGAUGCGUACCGGCGGAUCGAGGCGGCACUCCCGCGGCUUCGCGCCGACGGCAAGGCAACGACUGAGACCAAGACUGCGGCGUACGACUGUCUGGAUGCGCUUCGGAGCGUGCGGCACAUUGUUGGUGAGCUCACCGAGUCGACGGAGAACGGGGUGUUGGCAACACGGUUGGCUGGCUCACUCGGGGACAUUGACUCGGCGACGCGACAAGUUGAGCUUGCGGUGAAGAAUGCACAGUAUGCGCCAUCGUCGCGUAAGGUUCACUCGCUGCUGGAUCUUGCGGCCGACGCUGCAUGCGAUGCAGCUGAUGCGGCGAUUCCGCUGGGUGUUUGCGCCGCGGCGCACGCCGAGAUGGAGCUAGCCAUUCUCUCUCUGACCGAGGCGGCGUCGGCGGCGACGUCGCGGCCGCUGGCAGGCUUCCUCGAGGAGGUUCGCGCGCUGGCCAAGUGCGGCGCAGGCCUGAUGGUGUCGGCGACGAGCGGAAUCGAAGGCACGCUUGGCAACGAGCUGCGGCGGCUGGAUGAGGGCUUGGCACGGCUGGACGAGUAUCAAGUGGCGCUUGAGCGCGAUCGUGUAGCUCGGCAAGAGGCCGAACAGGCGUCUGCGCUCUCGCGGCAUGUGCAUGCCGCUGUGGGUGAGCUCAUUCGCGUGGCCCAUGGGGUAGUCGCGGCGCCACGAGAGUUGGAUGUGGCGCUUGCGCUGGAGAGCCAGGUGGUGCGGUUUGUGGGCGAGGUUGACUCUGUGGUGCACGUGACGUCGGAAUGGGACGACGCGGCGGGCUCCCGGUCUGUGGUGGGUGUGGGUGUGGGUGGCGGCGGGCGGCAUGCGGCGGUGCCGGGCUCGCGGAUCAACACAGGCGGACAGGCGAGCGGGCGUGACGGCGGUGACGACGAUGAUUUCGAGGUGCUCGCGUGGCCGGACGAGGUCGCCAAGGAGCUCUCGGAUCUGCUGGACGACCUCGAGGUCGGGUGUGAGCAGAUCUUGCACGGAGUCCGCAGCCGGCAGCCUGCAAGGGCGCGGGCUGGGUGCGGAGGCGUGGAGGAGACCGGAACAGAGCUGGAGUCACUUCUGCACUCGAUGGAGGAGCUGGCUGACGACAUUGUGGUCAAGGACCGGCUGUUUAUGGCGCGCAAACGAACGGCGGACGGGCUUGACCGGCUGGCACUUGCGCGCAAGUACUAUGCGCAGCAGGUGGAUAGCCAGUCGCGGCGGCGGCUGUUUGACGCAGCCAAGUCGAUGCUGCUUGCGCGGCGGUACGCGCUAGAGGCGACGUCGCGCAAGCCGCGGCUCCGGCUGCCAGCAAAGUACAACGUGGGACGACAGGACGGACGGGCAGGACGGUCGUCUCGGAAACGUCGGCGACUUCCGGCCCCGCCUCGGUCAGUUGGCCCGACAGCGAGUGCUGGGCUGCGUCCGUACUCGCCGUGGGAGUCCUCGCGUGAACAGUCGCGAGCGCGGAGGACGAGCCCUCGGCGGGUGCGACAGCCUGCGCAACUCGGGGAGAGCGAGGCUGUACGCGAGGCGCGCGAGACACUCGAGAAGUACGAGCAGCGCAUCAAGGAGGAGCGCGCGGCUGCGCGUGCGACAAGGAAACGGCUACGGGAGAGCCGGGCGACCGGUGUGUGCAGUAGUGAGAGCGAGAGCGGCAGCAGCGACGUGUACGUGCAGCACAACGGCGAGCAGGACCGGGUUGGACGAAGCGUUGGUCGCGAGCGGCAGCGGCAGGGUACCGGCCGGCGACGCGGCGAGCGGCGGGUCUCCUGGCAGCGCGGGCAGCCGAAGAGUGGCCGUGGCAAGCUGCUGGCAGAUCUGGAAGCGCUGCCGCCGAUUGCGCAGCGACCCGAGGGCCCGGGAGCGCUUGAUGAGUCAACUGGGCUGCGCAGUCUGCGGAUGGCGUCAGUUUCUGUGGGCACGCUACACAAGCUGAAGGACUUUAGGGAUGUGUUUACCGAGGUGACGACGGAGUUGUUCCUCGGCGGAGUCGGGUGCGCACAGGAUGAAGAGCUGCUCCGCAAACACUCGAUCAGCCACAUUAUCAACUUUGUGUACAAGCGAAUUUCGCUGCAGAACACGCCGUCGGAAGACAUCUACUCGCUGCUGUACGACGUGGUGGAAUUUAUCCAGGACGCAGUGGAGAGCGGCGGGCGAGUGUUUGUGCACUGCAUGCAGGGCUCGUCGCGAUCGGCAUCGCUGGUGCUGGCGUACCUGAUGUGGCGCGACGCACUGUCGUACGACGACGCAUAUCGGUAUGUGCGUUAUCUGCGGGCAGUGUGCUCGCCGAAUCCCGGGUUCGAGGCGCAGCUGCGCGAGUGGGCGAACCACAUGCUGAUGGGCGGCGAGCGCGGUGGGGUGCAGCUUGCGGCGCACGAGCGCAACCGACUUGUGAUUGUGGGCAAGGUGGUGAAGCACGAGCUGAUGCGGUCGUCGAUGGGGCCGCGCAACUGCUUUGUCCUUGUGGCACCCGAGGCCGGCGUGGUGUUCCUCUGGCUCGGACUGCGCGUACCGGACCGGUACGUCCGCAAGGCGCACCAUGUUGUGGCGCAGCUGCAACACUACGAGGGCGCGCCGGCUCGAGUCGUCGAGGUCGAGCAGGGCGAUGAGAGUCCAGAGUUCUGGGAGGCUUUGAUGGCGAACCAAGAGUCGUAUGCUGUGUAA